AUGGCUAAUUACUCUUAUCAAUCGUCAUCGUACUCGUCAGGCGGUGGUGCUGGUGCAGCUGAUGCUUUUCAACAAGCUGACACUAACCAAGAUGGUAGCCUCGAUUUGGGGGAAUUCCGUAACUUUAUCGGACAAAAUCUUGCUGGUAGUGCUGCUGGCUAUGGUGCUAGUGGUUCUAGCUUUGAAUCCUCAUCAUUUGAAUCAUCCUCAAGUGGUGGCCUAGGAGGUGGUGCUCUCGCUGUUGGCUAUGAUGCAUCACUCGGCGCUGGUGGCUUAGCUGCUGGUUCAAGUAGUUAUGAAUCAUCGUCGUUCUCAAGCAGUGGCUACGGUGCUGAAAGCGGUCUUGCUGCUGGUGCAGCGCUUGGUGCUAGUUCACAAUCCUUCGAAUCGUCAUCAUCAAGCACUCAAGUUCAACAAUAUGCUACUGAUGCUCAAGGACUCUUCCAAGAUCCCAAUCCUCAAAUUAUUCGUCGCCCAGCUGCAGGUGGCGUACAAACAUAUACACAACAUAUCAGAGUUCGCUUCCUUCAACCACCACCUAUUCCACCACCAGGCCCACUCAUCAUCAAAGAAGUGCGACCACCUCAACCACCCCCGCCACCACCUCUCCGCAUUCGUCAACAAGCUCCAGCUCUUCCUCAACCACCCCCACUCAUUCUUCGUGAAAGACCACCACAGCCUCCAGCUUCGGUUGCUGCCCAAACCGUUGUUCGCCGUUUAGCUGCCUUACCCGUACCACCACGAUCAGUCAUUAUUGAACGUCUUCCGCCUCUGCCACCACGACCACGUGAUAUCAUCAUUGAACGCUGGGUGCCAUACGGAGCUCAAGCCAAACGAAAAACAAUUGUUCAACGUGCUGCUGCUGCACAACAAUAUGCACGUCCACGCAAUGUCAUUAUUCAAUAUGAAGCAGCUCAAGUUCGUAUUAUUCGUCAGUUCCAACGUCUUGGUGUCACUCUAGCUAAUCCACAAGCCUAUGUUCAACAAUAUGGUGCACAACUUCUUGAUGCUGCCACACUCCUUCAACAAGCUCGCGCUGCUGGUGUCGUUGAAGAUAUCUCUCCACCAGCUGGUGCAGCUGCCGUUGGUUUCAGUGCCAGUGCUUACGGAGCGUCAGCAGGAUUUGAAGGUGCCGCUGCUGCUGUUGGUGGAGGUAGUGAACUCAGCUCAUCAUCAUUCGAACAGUCAAGCUAUUCAUCUGGUGGCGGUGCUGGCUUAGAAGCUGGCUUCGUUGCUGGUGGUUUAGCUGCUGGUUAUGGUGGUGCAUCAUCAUCAUCCUUUGAAUCAUCAGGCUUCUCAUCAGGUGGUAGCUUCAGCGCUGAUGCUGCCUUCAACGCUGCUGAUACCAACCAAGAUGGUGUUCUUGAUCGUGGUGAAUUCAAUAACUUCGUUGGUGCCGGUGGUGCUGGCGGUUCAUCAUCAUUCCAAUCAUCAUCGUACAGUGCUGAAAGCAGUAGCUACUAA
This is a messenger RNA of Adineta ricciae, 1464 nucleotides long. The record is from the annotation of a GenBank genome assembly. Lineage: Eukaryota; Metazoa; Rotifera; Eurotatoria; Adinetida; Adinetidae.